AUGUCAGACACAGAGGAUGUCAAACCCGAUCUAGAACAACCGGCGAAACUGAAGAACAGCAAGAAUGUCACCGUUGCAUUCAAGCUCAAUGGAAAGAACUACCCAUUAUGGUCGAGGCUUAUGAAAGUCAAGAUCGGAGGCCGAGGGGCAUAUUCGCACAUCAGAAACUAUCCCCCAGAACCCAGGAGCAAGGGUUAUGACGACUGGGAGGAAGACGAUCUAGUGAUGUUUUCAUGGAUCGUCGAUAAUAUCGAAUAUGAAAUCAUUGCCGACUUUGCUCAUCACCUAACGGCGAAAGCUCUUUGGGAUAACCUCGUCAUAACGUUUGAGAACAAGGCGGACAAGUACCUCAUAUAUUACCUGGAAGAGAAAGCAAUCACAAUCAGACAAGGAGAUCUGGACUUAGAGACGUAUUACCGGAGAAUCAACGGGCUAUGGAUUAACAUCGACCGGUGCCAGAAACAGCCCAUCACUUGUUGCGAUAAGGGCGUCAAUCAAUACCGAACACAUUCGAAUGAAAAGAGGUUGUUCAAGUUUCUGGCCUGA
Molecule: messenger RNA, 546 nt
Organism: Salvia splendens (bonfire salvia)
Lineage: Eukaryota; Viridiplantae; Streptophyta; Magnoliopsida; Lamiales; Lamiaceae
Exons: 1
Coding region: 1-546 (181 amino acids)
Source: RefSeq, a predicted model, not a curated record